AUGUGGCUUGUGGGGUGCAGAGGGCUGGCAGCCCUAGUGGUGCUUUUACUUGCUGGAGUCAUGGCGGAGCCCAAAGGGGUCCUGGAACACGAGGCUGUCAUUGGGGUAUCCAACGGAGGCACCUGGGGGUCCUGGGGCUGGCAGGAGAUGUGCCCAGAAGAUACUUAUGCCACAGGAUUCAGCCUCAAGGUGGAGUCCUAUCAGGGGGAAAUGAAAGACGACACGGCGCUGAACGGAAUCCGGCUGUUUUGCACACGUGGCGGCCACGGUGACAAACGCGAAGCCCACAUCGUGGAAUCGCAGAGUGGCCCGUGGGGGCACUGGCUACAGCCCAUCUGGUGCCCUGAGGGCACGUACCUGGUGAGAUUCUCCCUGCGAGUGGAGCAGAACCGGCCUGGCAUUCAGGACGUCAUGGGUGCCACCAACGUCCGCUUUGCUUGUUCAGGCGGGGCGACUCUGGAGGGAAACGGCUUGAGCUGGGGGGAGUAUGGAGGGUGGAGCCCCUCCUGCAAGAGAGUGCUGUGUGGCAUCCAGACCAAGCAGGAACCCGUGCGUGGGGCCCUGAGGGACGACACCGCCCUCAAUGACGUCCGCUUCUACUGCUGCAACCACUGAGAUCCCAAGGAGGGAUGGAGACCCCCUUCCCCCUCAGCCCCCCAGCCCCUGGGAAAUUCAGUGGGUGAGACCCGCCCCCCUCCUCUCCCUCCUGCCCUGAGUCAGCUGGAGACCUGCCAGCAACACAGCCAGGAGGAUCCUUCAAGCAAAGGGCCCCCUCCCCCAGCCACCAGGGGGCUCCGCAGAGACCUCAAGCUCUUCUUCCCACCCCCUCCUCUCUGUUCCACCAGCAGCAACCGACCCCACCUCAAAUAUGAGACACACUUUUGUCUUCCUACAUCACUCUCCUACUGAACCCUGCUCAGUCAGUGCAAAGGGUUUGUCCCAGAAUACAUUAAUGACAAAGAUGAGAUUACUUCUGAGCACAUGCAGAGUGCUUCCAUCUCAUCACUGCUUACCAGGGUUCACUGGGUUGUAUAUUAAAAACAGAGUGCCUCUGAGCAUCUGCGGAAUGCCUUUUUAUGCACUGCCCAGCCUUUCACCUAAGCAGCCAUUGUCACCUCUACACUCUGCACCCCUCAGGGGUCUCCCCUCCUUACAACUUCAGGAUUUGGAAAUGCCAAGGACAGGCCUGCAAGUGUCCGUCGGCCCUUGUAGCCAAACGGAACCCCCACAUUCUGAGGCAGUCUACCCCCAAAUACCUGCUGCUGGGCAUCACAAGCAGAGGGGGCUAUUGUCUUCAUGCCCUGCUUGUGAACUUCCCAGAGGCCGCUGCCUUUGGGGGCAGGAUGGGCCUUUGGGCUGACGCCAACAAGGCCCUCCCUUUGGAUGUUCCUAAGUACCGCUCUAAGACCCGUGCCCCCCUCCCCCCUGUGCGUGUGUUAUCACAGAUGCCCCCACCCCACCCCACCCGAGUGUGAGGCUCCUCUCCCCUAGUAGCCCCUCCUCCCUUCCUUCCCUUGGGGGCAGAUUCAGAUCCCCACCUCCAGGGUGCCCCCCAGCCGCGGCCGCCGCGCCUCUCAAAAGCCCCCCACCUACCCACCCCCGUCCUCUCUGCACACAAACCUUCAGGAGCAGACUCUGCAGUGGAGAGGGAUGUUUAUUCCUGCAUCUUCCAAUAAACAAUGCACUUUGCAGAUUGUAGCCAAGAAAGACAGGAGAGCGUGGCUUGGCUUUUGGGAUGGCUCUGGGGGGCUUGGAAGGAGUGUGCACACUGUGGGGAGGUGGUCCGGGGGGGGGGGCCUCACAGGCCU
Messenger RNA from Rhineura floridana, 1808 nucleotides. It is a transcript of the gene VMO1, whose product is annotated as vitelline membrane outer layer 1 homolog. The record is from RefSeq and is a predicted model, not a curated record. NCBI's taxonomy places the organism in Eukaryota, Metazoa, Chordata, Lepidosauria, Squamata, Rhineuridae. The coding region runs from base 1 to 615 and encodes 204 amino acids. The transcript is spliced from 3 exons.